Molecule: messenger RNA, 871 nt
Organism: Triticum aestivum (bread wheat)
Lineage: Eukaryota; Viridiplantae; Streptophyta; Magnoliopsida; Poales; Poaceae
Exons: 1
Coding region: 118-630 (170 amino acids)
Source: RefSeq, a predicted model, not a curated record
AGCAUCGUAUCAGCCCCAGCCCCACCCCCACCCCCACACUCCCCAGCGCUCUCACUCUCCGCUCGCCGUCUUCCUCCCGCAGAGCGCGCUCGCAAGAGGCAGAGCACGAGCGGCGGCAUGAAGCGGACCAGGGCGCAGAACCCCAAGGCCCAGGACACGGAGCCGCAGGACCCCGCGGCCGCAGCCGCCGGGAGCAACCCCAACCCGAAGCCGCAGCGCCGGGCCAAGCAGCCGAGGCAGCCCAAGGCGGGGGCAACGGGGGGCAAGAAGACGGCCGCGGCUCGCGAGGCCGCCGCGAUGGCCGCGACGGCUGCCGCUGCCGCUUCUUCCAUCGCCGUAGCCUCCCCUGCUGCGGAUAUGGCGCCGGUCGUCCCCGACGUCUGCGUCGCCGGCGUCGGAGGAGGGGGGGAGGUGGCGUGCGGCCUGCCGGCGGAGUGGGACGAGAUGGACGGGUCGCCGUGGUGGACGUUCGGGGUGGAGGAGGAGAAGCUGCUGGGGUGGUUCCCGUUCGUGGAGGAGGACUUCCUGUCCGUCGGCGGCGGCGCCGGCCCCGCCGCCGCCGAGCCCUUCGACGACGACAUCUGGCGGAUCCACCAGAUCUACGAGAUCCCCAGCUACGCCGCCAAGUGAAGAAGCGACGGGCGCAAAAUGCGGGCGGGCGGCAUUCGGCGUGGACGCCUUCCACCACUUCCGAGAAGAAACUAGAUAGGAGCCGCUACCACUAGUAGUGCUUUUGCGGUACAGGAACGGGGAACGGACUAAUCGAGGAGGUUACCAUCCACUACUAAUGUCAAUUUAGGCGAGUGAGCGAAGCUAGUUUAACGCCUUGUUAUGCAAGCAAAGAACAAAGAAAAUUGCGACGGCGAUGCAA